Didymodactylos carnosus is the source of this 813-nucleotide messenger RNA. Lineage: Eukaryota; Metazoa; Rotifera; Eurotatoria; Philodinida; Philodinidae. The record is from the annotation of a GenBank genome assembly.
AUGACAACAAACGAAGAUGUACCAACAAACGCCUUAAUAUUACCAAAUGUGUUUUAUCCAUUAUUUGAACAGUUAGAUAAAAAUGGUUAUAAAGAUUUACAACAACCAUUACGUACUAUGUUUUAUCAACUUGAAGAUAAAUAUCCUGGAUUUUCCAAAAAUUUCUUACAAUUAUUUAUUGAAAAAGAACCUCACAUUCAACAACAAAAAUCUAAUUUACAAAAUAUGAAUGAGUUAACAUUAAAAUUAGAAAAAUAUUGUGAUAAAACAUCUUAUUAUUUACAACGUUCGGAACAAGAAUUUCAUGAACUCAAUUUUCGUUCAAAAAAUUUAAAACGUAUUUUAAGUCGUAUUCCCGACGAUAUUAAUGAAAAACGGGCAUUUCUUGAAACAAUUAAAGAAAUAGCAAGUGCAAUUAAGAAGACAUUAGAUGCCGUAUCAAAUACAUUUCAAUAUUUAAAAACAUCAGAAGGUCGUCAAGCAUUAGAAAAUGAAAAAAAAGAAUUUAUUAAAUAUUCAAAAAAUUUUUCAAAUACAUUAAAAGCAUACUUUCGUGAUAGUAAACGAGAUGAUGUUUAUUUAGCUGCUAAUCAUUUACUAGUACAAACCGAUUAUCUAUUACGAACAAUUAAACUUUAUUGUGAAACAGAAAAUCUAGAUGAAAAUUUAUAUCCAUCACUAAAUCAUUAUGUUAAAUCACAAUCAUUUCAUAAUAACAAAUAUCAGAACAAUAAUAUCAAAAACAGUAGUGCAAGUGGUGGACAUCAACAACAACGGCAAACAUCGACAUAUGAUUCAGCCGUUUUUACUUAG